GCAGUCACGACGACCUCCGCCACUUCGCUACUUGCUGCAAGGGUCACCCGGAAGAUACGUCAAAUUCUGGUACCGACCUAUGGAGGACGAAGGACCUCCGAGUCGCAAGUUGAACGGGGCAUCUCUGGGUCUUUCCAUCUGCUCUCUCUUCCUCUGGAGUUCGUAGAGAACAUGUGCACCUUCGUUCUUGACAAACGCCCUCUCAGUCUCGCUUGUCGGGCACUUCAUUCCAUCGCCUCGUGCGAUGUCUUUCGCACGAUGUUUCUUAGAGUGGAUCCUCGCAAUUCGUCCCUCGAAGAACUAAAAUGUUUUCGACGCAUCGCCACUGGCAGGACCUCGUUUUCGGCUCACACAACUACGCUUGUCGUGGAAUCUGAUCGCAGAGCAUCGAGGUCUAGGAGAUUUAUCGAGAGAUGUGAAAAAAUGACGAUCGGUCUCCAAUUUUUGCCUCUGGUCACCGGUGCCAUCCGGAUGCUGAAGAGUUUGAAUUCCGUUAGGUGAGCGUGGUAUUCACUUUAUACCAGAAAU
Molecule: messenger RNA, 528 nt
Organism: Stereum hirsutum FP-91666 SS1
Lineage: Eukaryota; Fungi; Basidiomycota; Agaricomycetes; Russulales; Stereaceae
Exons: 3
Coding region: 172-501 (109 amino acids)
Source: RefSeq, a predicted model, not a curated record